UCGAGCACCUGCCGUGCGCGCUCCACUCUGCUGCUCCCUGCGGCCACCACCACCCAUGGCGUCCGCCGCGAGGGCUCUGGGAGCUCUCCUCCACAGGGCCUCGUCUCUGUCCUCCUCUGCCUCCGCUCUCAGGAGCGCCUCCCUUCUACACAGGAAUGGCUCUGCUGGUGGCGCCAGCUUGUUCCAGGGGCACGUGGCUAGGCGAAGGAUUUGGACGUUCCAGCCGCUUUGUAUGGGGCGGCGUUCCUGCAAGAUCGCCGGGAGGAAGGGUGCCCAGAAUUUGAAAAAGAUGAAGCGCAACAGCAAAAUUGGAAAAGAAAUCGUUGCUGCCAUUAAAAAGGGUGGCCCGAGUCCUUCAUCCAACACAGCUUUAGCGGCGAUACUAGAGAAAGUAAGAGAGCUGGAUGUCCCCAAGGAAGUUGUUGAGCGUAACAUCAAAAGAGCUUCAGAAAAGGGCCAGGAUACUUACAUAGAAAAGGUUUAUGAGGUCUAUGGUUUUGGUGGAGUAAGUAUGGUCGUUGAGGUCCUUACAGACAAAAUUACAAGAUCUAUUGCGGAUAUUAGAAAUGUUGUAAAGGACUGUGGAGCAAAAUUGGCUGAUCCCGGGUCUGUUACAUUCAGAUUCCAACAAGCUCGCGUGGUUAACAUAAAAGUUACAGAUGCCGAUAAGGACCAACUACUCUCUGUUGCUUUGGAUGCUGGUGCAGAUGAUGUUAUUGAACCAAAUUUUGAUGGUGAUGAUGAAGACUCUGAAGAAGAUGUUAUAGAAAGGUUUUACAAGAUAGUUACUACAUCAGAAAACUACCCUGUUGUGCUAUCAAAGCUACAAGAGGAAGGAAUAAAGUUUGAAACGGAUAAUGGUUAUGAACUUCUGCCUCUCAAUCCAGUUGAGGUAGAUGACGAGGCCAUGGAUCUAAACAAGGACCUUGUAUUGAAGUUGCUUGAACUCGAUGAUGUCGACGCUGUCUACACGGACCAAAAGUGAAUGUCGGUUCUGAACUGCAUGCUCUCAACUCUCAAGACUCUGCCCGGCAUCUCAUAAACUUUACCUUACAUUCCAACAUUCAGUGCCCAGCGUUCUCUCCACUGACGAUGCUAGACGCAUAUUGGCAAUGUGGUCGUAAGAGAUACAAAUAAACAACACUGGCAUAAUGUAUGGGUAUUGACGAUGAUUGUAAUGAAGAGGUUUUUGGGGCUUUUAAAUUCGCUGAAGAUGAGCUCUUCACUCCUUCGAUGGGGGCACAUUUGGAAUGGAAGUGCGCUGGGAAGCAGAAAACAUUGGCAUUAUGUUGCAUCUACCACCCUUAAUUUGGUUUCUGCUGCA
Messenger RNA from Lolium rigidum, 1324 nucleotides. RefSeq names its product probable transcriptional regulatory protein At2g25830. The transcript has 7 exons. The record is from RefSeq and is a predicted model, not a curated record. Gene Ontology annotation, cellular component: chloroplast. NCBI's taxonomy places the organism in Eukaryota, Viridiplantae, Streptophyta, Magnoliopsida, Poales, Poaceae. The coding region runs from base 56 to 985 and encodes 309 amino acids.